UACGUUCCGGUUACUUGCUUCAAUUCAGGAGCAUUACUAACAAUGAUAGUCAUUCAACGAUACCAGCAGUCGAAUAACACAAGUUUGGUUACAAAGGUGAACUGAUUUUCUCGAUGUGGUACACCACACCAUUGCACGAGAUGUUAUUGCAGUAUUUAAUGUAUAUUAAUGUGCUGUAUAUAUAACACUAACAAAAUAUGCUAAGUUCAGCAAUUUGAGUGAGUGGGUAGAAUAAGUCAGUAUUAAAAGUGACACAAAGGUCGUAGCUUAAGAAAAAAAGGCAGUAAGUAACAUUUAUUUUGGCGCGCUAUGGGUACAACAAAAUACACGACCAAAGAAUAAAACUACGUUUUCCGACGAUGAAACAUGAACUUAUAAAGUGACAGAGAUGGUUUAUAAUUAAGCUGUUAUAAACCACUUACGUAGGUAGUUCUUCCAACCAAUUCUUUUUAACUAUUUGUAAAUUUGUCAUUUAAAUUCCAAAUGUGAUAAAGAAAACAUUUUUAGAUUAUAUUGUAGACUUAGCAAUACCAGUGUUGCGGUUGCAGAAAUAAUCGUUGCAAUAAGCCCCUUUUCCCAUAAGCCCCUUUGUACGUUUAGCAACAUAAACAGGUUUGACAGACCUGCAGUGCCACCAUGUAACAGAAUACGAUGCUGUGGUAGAUAUAUAUAGUACUAUUGCUGUGUUAGUUAAAACAAACUCUGUAAUUGCGGUUUACUUUAUUUUUCUUUCUGCAACAGUGUGGUUGUAUUAGAGACAUCGGUUACAAUGUGGAAUAUGUUUUAUUAUUAAUGUUUGGUGUGGAACAUCAAAUACCUCUAUGGAGAUAUUGUUGGAUGUGUUGUUUAUACGACCAAAACAACAUGUCUGGGCAUCGCUUUGGAGAACAACGUUUAAAUUCAACAUUCCCAAGCAAGUCGUCGACCGUGAUUCCAACUAUACAACUUAGCGGUGUCGACACUGAAGAUACUUACACAAGACCACACCUGCAAUCCACCAAACCUUUACACAAUGCUAAGGUAUCAUGGGCUCCCACUGUUAAACAAGUUAACCGCCCUGUUACUCUAUGUGACCGUGGAACAAUUAAACCAAUAUACAAACCAAUGCGUACAACGAGGGAAGCAGGUUGUCAUGAUGACGAGAAUUGUGAAAAAGAGGACGAAGAAAUGAUAAGGAUUGGAGUGAGAGCAGCAAAGAAGAAGCCUUGUUUUCUAAACCCUUUACUUGCACGGGCUACGCAGCAACACCGGAGACAUUCAUGGAUCUGUUUUGAUGUUGAGAACGGAUUAGCUCCUGCAAGAAGUCCGGUUGAUGCACAGGCAUCUCCAGGGAUGAUUCUUCAUUCAACUGCGGUUCCGCACUCUCAGCGAAGAGAAUCUUUCCUAUACAGAUCGGACAGUGAAUUUGAUCAGUCGUCACCAAAAAUUGGCUCAAGAAAUUCCUCUGUUGUUAGUGAUAUGCAUGGAAUAGAGGAUCUCAUUGUCACCCCAUUUGCUCAGGUGCUUGCAAGUCUGCGCCGAGUCCGCAAUGAUUUCAUCAUGUUAACCAACAUCAAUCCACCAACUAAUAACAAAUCUCCAAGUAGUCAAGGAAAGAUGUCGUCCAACUCAAGUCCGACCAUCCCAGUAAACCAGCAAGGUAAUGUGGUCCCUGGAACAGAGGAAUUUGUGCAAAGAGCAGUAAACACAGUUGAAGAGCUGGACUGGUGUUUAGAACAACUUGAUGCGGUACAAACACACAGAUCUGUCAGUGAAAUGGCUUCAAACAAGUUUAAACGGAUGUUGAAUAAAGAACUAAACCAACUUUCUGGCAUGAGCAAAUCAGGGAAUCAGGUUUCAGAGUUUAUUUCAACAAUUUUCCUUGAUAACCAGAAUGACGUGAUGUCACCAAACCAUGACCCGACAGAUGACAGAGAGAAGAGACCCGCCUCUCCUAAUUGUGGAGCUAUCGGGAAAACAACAAAAUCUCAUCUAAAUCCUGCUGGUAGAAUAAUGGGAGAUAUAACAGGUAUUAAACAAAUGAACCGACAUAGAGAUACAAUAUCCAGGUGGAGGAAGCUACCAAUGUAUGGAGUUGUUGUCAGCAAUGAAGAAGCACUUGCUAAGGAAUUGGAAGACAUUGAUACUUGGGGAGGAGUGGAUUUGUUUAAAAUCGCCGAGAUCAGCAACAAUCGACCUCUCACAAGCAUCAUGUACACAAUAUGCAAAAAACGUGAUAUGUUCGUAAAAUUCAAGCUAUCACCUGUGAAAUUUCUCACAUACAUGAUGACAUUGGAGGACCAUUAUAGGAAGGUUCCAUACCAUAACAGCUUACAUGCAGCUGAUGUUACACAAUCUGUCCAUGUUUUACUUUCUUCUGCUGCACUUGAUAGCGUUUUUACUGACCUUGAGGUUCUUGCUGCUCUUGUAGCGAGUGCGAUGCAUGAUGUGGAUCAUCCUGGACUCAAUAAUCAAUAUCAUUGCGCAAAUAGCACUGAACUUGCUAUAAUGUACAAUGAUGAGUGUGUGUUGGAGAACCACCAUCUUGCUGUUGGUUUCAAACUUAUGCAGCAAGAUCAUUGCGAUGUUUUUGAACAUUUUACUCAGAAACAGUGGCAGAGUUUAAGGAAGAUGGCGAUUGACAUGGUUCUGGCAACAGAUAUGUCAAAACAUAUGCAGCUUCUUGCCAACCUUAAAACUAUGGUAGAAACAAAGAAAGUAGCCGCCUCAGGUGUCCUUAUGCUUGACAACUACACUGACAGAAUACAGGUAUUGCAAAACAUGGUUCAUUGCGCUGACCUAAGCAACUCAUCAAAGCCGAUAGAAGCUUACAAGCAGUGGGUGGCUCGCCUUAUUGAUGAGUUUUGGAUGCAAGGUGAUGUUGAGAGAGAGGCGGGGCUGGAGAUAAGCCCCCUGUGUGACAGACACAAUACUUCAAUUGAACGAUCACAGGUGAUGUUCAUUGAUUUUGUUGUCCAUCCGUUGUUGGAGACUUGGGCUGACCUUGUGAACCCAUAUGCACAAGAUAUUAUCAACCAACUCGCUUCUAACAGAGAAUAUUAUGCAAGUCGAUUACCAAAUUUACCUUCACCGAAUGAAACCAGUGAUUGUGAUGUCACAGUGGUUGAUGACUCGUCAACAGAGACGGAAGGAGAUGAAAGCGAUGAUGAUGUCAUACAGACUCCUGUUCCAACUUCACAACUUCAGAACAAUCGGUUUCAGUUUCAGAUUUCACUUGAUGAAGAUUCUUCAGUGUCCGAACUUUCUGAACGGCGUAAAUCUCGCGAAAUGACCAACAAACCACCUCGGUAGCGCAUCUUACUCCAAUGUAAGCACCAUAAGAUGAAGCAUCGUGGUAACGGGUGGUAACGUUGCUCCACAGCGCCACCUAUGAACUGGAUACCACGCAAACACACUGUGAAGCGGACAGCGGCCUUGAAUAAACACAUUCAUACAGAUACAAACUUAUAACUGAUACUAAACUGAACUAAGUCGGUGAUCAGAGAUUUAUUGCAGUAGCUUAGUAUUUAUUUUACAUUGAUCUUUCUUUGCACAGAAACUCUUGUUAUCAUAUUGAUGGCUGCUUUUAUCAUGAAAUCUCCCUCACAACGUUAACCAAGAAAAUAUGAAAAUUUCUUCAAAAAAAACAACUGAGGAAAAAUUAAUUCGCUCCAAUCAUCACCAGCCCUACCUCACACACUCACACUAACCAUGCGACGUAGUCAUAAAUAUGUGUCGUCACUUAAAUCGUAAUAAUAGUUGUCCAUGUUGUGGGAUAUCAUGUAUUUUAAUCUCCUUGUCGCUUACAAAUUGCUGGUGAAGGAAACAAAGAUUUAAGUUAAAAUACAACGAAGCAAAUUCUGUUGAAGCAAUCAGCAUUUGUGAAAAAAAUCAUUCAUAUGAGAAGAAAUUUGAGUAAAUGUGAAUGCAUGAGAGCAAUACAUGUGUCUAAGUAACUGAUGAAGCAAUUCUUAUGACAACAUAGUAAGAUUUGAUGUUGUAUUAAACAAGAUAAGAACAUAAAAGUUUCAAAAAUUAAA
Messenger RNA from Ciona intestinalis (vase tunicate), 4019 nucleotides. RefSeq names its product 3',5'-cyclic-AMP phosphodiesterase 4C. The record is from RefSeq and is a predicted model, not a curated record. Gene Ontology annotation, biological process: signal transduction. Lineage: Eukaryota; Metazoa; Chordata; Ascidiacea; Phlebobranchia; Cionidae. Gene Ontology annotation, molecular function: 3',5'-cyclic-nucleotide phosphodiesterase activity.